Molecule: messenger RNA, 6241 nt
Organism: Ficedula albicollis (Collared flycatcher)
Lineage: Eukaryota; Metazoa; Chordata; Aves; Passeriformes; Muscicapidae
Gene: ENDOD1
Product: endonuclease domain containing 1
Exons: 2
Coding region: 1-1677 (558 amino acids)
Molecular function (GO): hydrolase activity; nucleic acid binding; metal ion binding
Source: RefSeq, a predicted model, not a curated record
AUGAUUUCAGGUCGCUCGGCAUCGGCAUCCUCUCCCGCGGGCAGCCGCGUGUGUCGGAGCAGCCUGGCGCGCGUUCGCUCCGCAAGGCGCUGCCUGCGCAGCGCGCUGCUCCCGCAGGGAUCGGCUGUGGUUUCGGCUUUCAUUUCCCUCGCACGCUACACCCCAAUUCCAGACGCUCUCGGGCUUCGCUGCUGCACGGACUCUGGUCCUCUGCCGUACCCAGCUGCCCUCGGCUCCAGGGAGUGGACCAUGAAGACGUCAAUUCUAUUCUUGCUUUGCAUCUCACUUUUCCCAGGCUUUUCCCAGGGCAGAGUUGUCAGAGAGGACGAAACCGGUUUUGCCGAGUGUAACGUGUUCUUCCCUGGACAAGUCCCACCCGAAGGAUUUACGGAGCCGUUCCAUGUGAAAAUCUGUCAGCAGUACAACAAAGAGCCGCGCUUUGCAACCCUCUACAGUACUAAGGACAAAAUCCCUCUUUAUUCGGCUUUUAAGUUUACAAGGCCAGCUCAAAGUGAGGAGGAGAGCUGGCUGGUUGAACCGCAGAUAGAUGAUCCAGAAAAUGACUUACAUGAAAUGGUUCAUGAAGCUGAUAUUGGUGGCACUGUGGCCAACCUUGGUGCAAAUCAAGCCCUGACCUCAGACUAUGUGGGCUCUGGCUACGAGAGAGGCCUUCUCAAUCCCAGUUUGCUUAAUGAGGAGGAUUUCCAGGUGGCCACUUACACACUCACGAAUGCCGUCCCUCUGAGCCCAGCUCUGAGCAAAAGCUGGCAUAAAGACCUUAGGAAGGUAGUGGAGCAAGCUCUGACCCCUCACUGUUCCAAGAUGGAUCAUCUCUAUCUCCUUGCAGGUGCAAUUCCUUCCAGUGUCCAAGUGAAAGGCAAGGUGUCAGUGCCAGAGAGCCUCUGGCUGGCAGCCUGCUGUGAUGCUCCAGAGGGAUGGUCCCUGGGACUAGUGAAAAAAAUCAACGAUGAAAACAGCUUGGCAGACCUCACGGUGAGAGAGCUGGAGAAGCAGCUUCUACCAGGAGUUCACUUGUUCAAGGGCCACUGUGGGCAAGACAAACAAAACCAGGAGAAAAGAGAAGCAGUGCUGCAAGCUGUCAGUCAGAUCCGCUCUGGAGAGCAAGUAGGAGCAAGUAACAGCCAAGAGACCAAAGAAAGUGGCUGGGUGAGAAGAGUGGCUGGCAUCAUUGCUACCCCUUUCAUCAAACUUCUGGAACUCCUCAUCUACAUCUUUGUGGAACUGGUGAAGUUUGUGUUUUAUUUUCUGUGGCUUGUUGUAAAGCGAGUUGUUGGUACAAUUCUGGAUGGAGUCUACAGCCUGUGGAAUGGGGUGGUGUCCUACCUUAAAGCUGUCAGCAUGGUGCUCAUCAGCAUCCCCUAUGAUGUUGGGAGGGUCAUCAUCAACAUCUGCCUGGGCUUCCUGCAAAUUGUCCAAGAUGUGUUGUCCCUCACCUACAGGAUCCUGAGCAUCCCCGUGGGGUUCAUCCUUCACCUUGCUGCUUUCCCUUACCACUCCAUCUGUGCCAUUCCCUCUGUCCUUAAAGACAUGGCCACUGGGAUUGGGGGCACCUUCUCUCUGGUGAUCGAUGCCACAGCUGCGGUUCUGCAUGGCUUUUGUUACCUAGCUGGUCACAUCAUCAAACGGUUUGUCCCUAAAGGCUCCUCUGACGACUGAGAGGGACACGAACCGAGGCUGCAAACACACGGAAUGAAGGAGGAGUGGGGCAAUGCUUUAAGAUACGUGGCCAAAUGCUGUCAAUUUCAUUCUGGUAUUUAUUGUAGUGACAUUAAUAAUAAUGAACUGACUGGGGAAUAACAAGGGGGGGGCCAAGGCAAUGUCGCUCGGGGCCGCCACCACUGUAACUCAACAUCUGUCUGUUGUAAAAUGUUCGGGUUUUAUCGGUGCAGGACACAAAAUUUCUGUGAUUUGCAGGUGUCAAGAUGCUUCCUCUGGGAAAUGCACAUUAACUGUGGUAGAAGGUAAUUUCUUUUGGCUAUGAUGACACAGACUUAUGCAGUGGCAAUGAGCUCUGCAGAAGCCCAUCCCUUCCAAGGAGCAGGUGGUGGUGGUGGUUAGGGGAGGACAUGAGUUACAGAGGGACUUGAUAAAAGGAGAGGGAGGCAAGAGUACAAGGGCUUGGGGCUGGGAAACAGCAGGGAGCAGGGUGGAAUGGAGGCAAAGUCCUGCUGUUGGCUGCAUUUGCUUAUUUCUCUGGUGUCCCACUGGUGGAGGGGAUAGAGCUGGGUAAAUCUCACAGUCUUCAGGCCUUUCCAGACACCUGAAAUUGCAUGGAUCUUGCUGCCAGGAAAGACCCACUGCCCAUAUUUUUUGCAUGGUGGGAAAGCAUUUUUCCUCAGCCAUACCAAGGUCAUCUUCCCCCAACCUUUCCUUGCUGUCUGGUGACUGCUGAAGGUCAGAGCCCUGAAUCUUCAAGAUGUGGUGUUUUCUGAAGAUCUAAGCCCAUGAACGUCUUAGCCCUGAAGCCCUCGUGUCUGCUCCAAUGCCCAGCAGAUCUGGGAGCCGCACUUUUGGAUUCAAAUCUGUCACCACCUGCCUUGUUUCCCCCUUGAGAGCUGACUGCUGCUGAAGCAUGUAGGGAACUAUGGACUGUCAGGUGGGAGGAGAGGCAGGAGGGAUCCUGGGCUGCAGCGCUUGUUUUGCUGUGUGAAGACCCUCCUGGUGAGCCCGUGCACAAAGAGACACCUUAACGCCAGAAGUGGAACCAACUCCUCUUCUGCACUGCUCAUCCUCACUGCUCACUCUUCACCCCUUCUUCCCUCUGCCAGCGUGAGCCAUGUCCCCCAACAUCUGCACUGCUGGGGCUGGGGCAUACAUCAGGGCUUUGCAGGGGACCAGCAAGUGUUUGCAGCCAGAUGAGGGGCACAGAGACAUCUGCCACUGCUGGAGAAGGGCACAGGAGGGCUGCCCUUCCCUGGGGCUUGGCUCAGCAAGGGGCUUUGGAUCUCUUGGUGCAGUUACCUGCAGAGGGAGGCUUCCUGUCUCAGCAGCCUUUACUUUGGCUGGACUCCAAGAGGCAUUUGGGAGUCCUACAUGCAUGGUUCUGUCCUUUCACACCCAUCAGUGUCUACCUCCAGCGCUAGCUUGGUGUGGACCCCUGAUCUACCAUAACAUCCCAUAAUGAGUCCCAGGGGUGAGCAGGCUGGUGCUGCCAUCUCAGUGGUGCUGUUGGUGGUGGCCUGUCCUGGGUUGAAGUUAGUUACUGGCAUGGCAGCUUUGCCUCUCUGCAUCAUGCAGCCUGCAGCAAGGCUGAGCUGGCACGGAUGGAUUCAGAGGGAAAAGGAGAUCUGGCUUGUUCAUGAUGGGGCAGAGCUAUUUCUUUAGCUCAGGGGCUGUGCUCAAUGCAACCAGAUGUGUAUGCACAUCCCAGCCCAGUACACCCUGGCCAGGUGGCACCCUGCUCAGCAGUGAUGCAAAUGGCAGAUCUGGGGAUGCCAGCUAGUGGGGAAGCAGUGGCAUGAGUGAAAAGAGAGGACGACACCUUGUCUCACCCUUCAUGGGCCACCACUGGUUUAUGGAGAAAGAGAGGCUGUCUGCAGGCAGAACUGGCCUUGUUCAAAAGGAAAGGCAGCUUUUGUGUGCCAGUAUGGGUUGUAGUUGGGUAAAGUCAGUGGUGUUUUGCUAUUGGAAAGUUGGGUGCAAGGGGCAAAAUCACUGCUCCUAAGAGAGCAGCCAGUGGAUGCUCUCUAAACUGACCUCUGCAUGUCUGCACACUCAAACAUGCCUGGUCUGCUGUCAAGACAGAUGUGGAGCUGAUUCUCACUCCUCCGUGAGACCCUGUCUCAAUCCUGGUGCUCCUCUAGGGCUACAUGGCAGCUGUCAAGGCAGGAAAGAAGCCAGCUCAGGCCCCAGGGGAUGCUAGGGUGGGGUGACAGGGGGUCCCAGGAUCCCUAGCAGCCUCUGAAGGCACAUAUAAUGGCAGAAGCUCUCAAAUACAGCCCAAGCACUGGGGAGAAGGGGUAGCUGCCCCCACAGCUGUCUUGCAUCUUCUGUAUGGCCUUAUUUCUGACUCUUCUUAGCUGUGUGGCACUGCACAGCAGCCAGCCACGCACUUCCUGGGGCUCUGUACCCAGAGCAGCUUCCCUGCACCUGAACCCAGCAGCCCCUGCAUCCCAGGCCCACCAGCAUCUCCAGUGCAGCUCUGCAGUUGCAGGGACAUGGAGCAAGCAGAUCCUCAUGUGCUGAUAAGCAGCAAAGCUGGGGCACCUCAGGACUGCACCGUCCAUUUGCCACCACCAUUGCUACCCCACCUAGCUCAGGCCAGCACAUCUCUGCUGCAGCCAUGACUUCUGACAGUCCUUGGAAUCUGAGGUGCUGCAGCUCUCUAUAGCAUUUGGGCAGAUGUGCAACACUAUUAUUAAAACUGUCUUAACAUGCUCAGAUUUCAAAUGCUGAGAACAGUAACUGGCAAGGGGCAUUUCUCUUCUGUGCUGCAUGUCUGAGCAGGCAGUGGGAAAUCUGCCUUGAACAUCCAGCAAUUAUCACAGAACAAGCAACAUCCUGCAAAAAAACACUGUUUGAGAUUCUUCUUAUCUAAGCAUGAUUUAUGGCUCCUGAGCUUUACUCUAUCCUUGGAAACGUAUGGCUUCAACAAAAUAAAAUGACUUUUCCUAAGAGGGGCUGGUAUCGCUUUCUGUCACAGUUGCAAAUGAGAUAAUACAACCUAGGGUGUCCUGGAUAAUCAAGAAAACACCAGCAGCACAGUUUUUCCUUGUAACAGCUUGACAUCUGAUAUUAAUGGCUCUUUUGUGCUUUUAAAACACCUUUCCUCUCUCAAAGCACUCUAGGGCUCAAUUAAUUAAGCGCAGAAUAAGUUGUUGAAAGCUGAGGUGUUGCAGGCAGUGUGUGUGCCAGGAGAGGGGACUGUUUUAUUCUUGUCAGAUGCAGUGAGAUGCACCUGGAGUCCAUCAUGGUAGCCAGUUUCCAUACAGAAAUCCCAGCACAGCAGCACAGUUCUUCACAGCUCACAGAGAGAAACUUCCUCUUGUGCAGUGCUGGUCCCUGGACUGGCUUUGUCACAUCUUCUUUACCUUCCCUAACAGAGGUAAUUAUACUCCUCUCAAAGUAUGGAGGUCCUGUGAUGAGUAAACCGGAUGUUGGCACCUCUGUUUUGCAGGCACCUCUCUUUGGGCAGAGGAACCCCUGCAGCUGAGUCUGCAUCUGUCUCAAGUCUGGCACUGGUGCAGGUUGCCUGGAGAAGCUGUGGAUGCCCCAUCACUGGAAAUGGUCAAGUUGGCAGAUUGAAUGGAGCUUUGAUCAACGUGGUCUAGUGGAAAGUCUCCCUGCCCUAACCAGAUCACCCCAAGCUUUUGACACAGGAGUCUCUGCACCUUGAGGUGACCCUUGUCUCUGCUGCAUCCACCCACAAUGGCAGAGGGACUCAGUAGCCCUUGCAGGACAGCCCCUCAGUCUCAGGCCCUCUGGGUCACGCCUCUGCUACUAUUGCACGUUUGCUGCUCCCCUUGCAUGGAACCCCAUCAGCAGCUCCCUCCCUCCCUCUGGCCUGGGAGCUGCCCCUGCUCAGCAGGGAAUUGUGCCAUGCUCCUCACAGGUUAUCUCUCCAGCAGAGUCAGCGCCAGAAAAUGGAAAAGGGAUUGGAAAAUAAAUACCCGUGUAACUCGUUUGGCCAGGAGGGAUUGUCUGGGAGCAAGGAGUGUGAGGUGUGUGUGUUAGUGAGGUUGCAACACUGUGGGUUCGGCACGGGAUGAUUUCUCUCUGCUGCACAGACUCCUGGGCUGUUGGACUGACUCUGGUGGAUCUCACGCUGGGUAACAUCUGCUAUUGAUUUCCACAGAACUGGUGUUUCCAGCCAAGCAGAAACGCCUAAAGACUUUCCAGUUGUGUUAGUGUUACAGCUGCUUGGAAAAUCUCCAAGGAAUUAUAUUCUGUCAGAAUGGGGUGAUUUAUCAUACAGGGUUCUUUUCAUGGCAAUUUACCACUUUUAAUGGAAAAUAUUUUUCGAGUCCAGGUUGGAACAAGGACAGGAAACAUCCAAGAGCAGCCCAGGGUCUGGAUUAGUGGUUUGGAUGUGGACAUUCAGCACCCACUCCUGCCUAACAGCAGAUCUGGCAUGUAAACGGGGCUCUUUCUGUCUCAGAGACAUGUCCUUCAGCCAUGGCCCAUCUUAGCAUAUGUGUGAUUUUCUUCCAUUUGUAAGGGUGAAAAAACCCUGUCUCCUUUCCAAAAUACUGAAAUCGUGACAGUAUCCUUGGGACGUAGA